AUGGGUGAUCAGUCGAGAAAAAAAACAUCAUCUGAUUUAAAAUUUAACGAACGUUGUCCUCCAGAUCGCGAAAUAAAUAUUCUUCUAAUGGGACAAACUGGUACAGGAAAAACAACAUUUAUCAAUUCCCUAGCCAACUAUUUCAUUCAUGAUACUCUUGAUGAAGCAAUCAAGGACGAGAUAAAAAUCAUUAUUCCAACUUCAUUUUAUUUUCACGAUGAAGAAACCUUUGAAGCAAAACUUAUAAACAUUGGCGAUAUAACUGAUGAUGAAGGAGUUAAUGAACGUGGUCAAUCAUGUACGCAACAAUGUCGAAGUUUUAUUUUUCCAUUUGGCAGUCGAAAUUUACGAUUAAUCGAUACACCUGGCAUGGGUGAUACCAGAGGUUCUCAACAAGAUAAUGAAAAUUUAUUUGAAAUUUUAACGUAUAUUUCUCACUAUGAACAUUUAAAUGCAAUAUGUAUCUUUCUGAAACCGAAUGAAGAACGCUUAACGAUAGUAUUUCGGCUUUUUAUCAAACAAAUUCUUCAUUAUCUAGGUCCGACUGCAGCCGACAAUAUAGUAUUUAUCUUCACAAGUGCUCGAACGACACAUUUUGCACCAGGCAAUUCGAAAAAACUACUUCAAACACUUUUAAAAGAAUAUAGUGAUCGGUAUCAGCAAGAAAUACCGUUUGCAAAAGCGAAUACAUUCUUAGUAGAUAAUGAAGCAUUUCGCUAUCUAGCAUUGCAUAAAAAAGGAAUACAAACCAAUGAUGAACAAGUUCAAGCUUAUAGGCAAAGUUGGGAUUAUACUAUUAAAGAAUCUGAACGUUUUAUAGAGUAUGUAUCUCAUCUUCCACUACAAGCCAUUGCAAGUACACUUUCUUUGAACGAAGCUGAACAACUUAUAAAAAAGCUUUCACGUCCAAUUGCUGAAACAAUAAGACUUAUUCAAUACAAUAUACAACUUGCUACUCAGCAUAACGAAAAUCCAAACAAAAAUAAGAAAAAGGAUGCAAACAAAAUACCACAAAUGGUCGGUGACAUCGCGCUAAUUAAAAGCCCAAAGCUGAUAUGUUUUAGUAACAGGUGUUUACAAAAAAGAAAACUAAAUGAUAACGGCCAAAUCACAGAUAUACAAGAAUGCGAAAAUGGUUCUUAUUUAGAUGGUGUUGUACAAGAAGUUGUAAAAGAUCCAAAAAUACAACGAUCUAAGGUGUUCAAUAAGGAGACAAAUAAAUGCGGUAUAUGUGACUGCUCGUAUAAACAUCACAUGAAUAUUACUUAUGAAUAUAAAACACGUCAGAAAUACCGCGAUGUGACAGAAAAAUUAAAUGGAAACAAUGAUAAUAGUUCGAUAUCGACGGCGAUUCAAGAAUAUAUUAAUGAAUUAAAAGAAGAGCAAAAAACGAUUGACAAUCUCUACAUGCCACUAUCGAAAUUUCUUCAUGUCCAUGCUAUUCACCCAUGUAGUGAUGACAUUAUCGAUUAUUUACAACUAUUCAUUCGAGAAGAGAAAAUUAAAGGAGAGCUGGGUAUUGAAAAUAAAGAUGUGAUUAAUAACCUUACAGCAAUAUUCGAAGCAUAUCAGGCGGAUAUAGGUACUUUUCAAUCAACUUCAACAGAAAAACAUGCUGAAAAAGCAGCAGAAAUAUUAAAGCCUGAUGAAGUUUUUCUGCAAGUUGGUCUUCUCUCUCGGUUACAAAUUAGUGGGCGGCGCAUUCGCGAUCAAGUUGAUUUAUUGAAACAUUUGGAAGAUGAAGGAGUCAAACAAAGAGAACAGCGCAUAAGAAUUCCAAGAAAAGCUGCUGAGUCCAGAAUUAUGCGCUUGUCAGAUAAUGAUGGGUCUCCAAUAUCAACAGAGCUUUAA
Messenger RNA from Rotaria socialis, 1851 nucleotides. The record is from the annotation of a GenBank genome assembly. Lineage: Eukaryota; Metazoa; Rotifera; Eurotatoria; Philodinida; Philodinidae.